Messenger RNA from Mytilus trossulus (common blue mussel), 1181 nucleotides. RefSeq names its product archaemetzincin-2-like. Gene Ontology annotation, molecular function: metallopeptidase activity. Gene Ontology annotation, biological process: proteolysis. The record is from RefSeq and is a predicted model, not a curated record. The coding region runs from base 108 to 1169 and encodes 353 amino acids. The transcript is spliced from 3 exons. NCBI's taxonomy places the organism in Eukaryota, Metazoa, Mollusca, Bivalvia, Mytilida, Mytilidae.
GCCCAUGGGCCUGUAAGAAGAUCUGGGUAAAAUUUAAAGCUUCUAAUGAUUAUAAUUGAUUAAAAUCGUUAAUACACUAAACAGAAUUGUCAGACAGAUGAAAUGCAAUGGGUAGUUGGUUUUCAACACAGAGUUCAGAAUCAAUUUUCCUAAUUGGCAAAUUAAAUGGGAAACCACUUGAUGAAAGACAUUUCUUUAACCUCAGUCAAGUAUACUUAGAUCAAGUGGAUGGAAGUGGAGAUAUCUCUGUUAUUAAAACAGACAAAAAUGGUAAAAAUAUUGACAGUGAUUCACAAAUAUUCAAACCAUUACCAAAAAAGAAGAAAUUAUUUUGUCAUCAAACAUAUGUUCAGUGGAGAUCCAGUUUGGAUUUAGAAUUUUUAAAACAUUUAUUUAUAUCACCAAAAAGAGUAAUAUAUUUAGUGCAGAUAAAUGACUUCCCAGAUUUCGUCAAGAAUUUCAGAAUAAAUUUGCAGUCAAACUCAUACACAUUAUUUCAAUUCAUUGAGGAAUUUUUAAAGAUUUAUUACAUGGGAAUGGAUGUGCAAUGGUUGGAUAAAAUCAACUUAGAAAACACAGACUGGAAUAUUAAAGAAAGGUGCAAUAAAGUAACUGAACAGCUUCAGUAUUUAGUGACAGAUUUCUUUGCUCCUCUACAAAAUGUCAACCCCUCUGAUGGCUAUUGCAUUAUGGGUAUGACAUGGACCGAUUUAUAUCCUGAAGAGAAGUAUAACUUUGCUUUAGGAGAAGCUUCCUGUAAACAUAAGUCAGGUGUAUUUAGUUUUGGAAGAUGUCCACCAUCAACAUUUGACCCUACAAAUCCUAAAGAUAUAACUGAAAUCACCUCUGAAAUAUUGUGGAAAUUAUUGAAGGUUUCCAGUCAUGAAAUAGGACAUCUGUUUGGACUUGAACAUUGUGAGUUCUUUCUGUGUCACAUGAACGAAAGUUUGUCAAUGGACGAUGCUAUGAACCAACCAUUGUUUUAUUGUCCAGUCUGUUUACACAAAAUCCAACAUGUAUGUCAGUUCAGUGUAGCUGAGAGAUACCAGAAGUUAGAAACAUUUAUAUCAGAUAUACAUCAACAAUUUCCAUCAGAGAAGUGGACACAGAGUCUCAAAUUUCUUAAGAAAUGUAGAGAAUUUUUAUCAAAAGAAGAAAUUGUUCAAUAAAUGUAAAUCAGA